Molecule: messenger RNA, 10502 nt
Organism: Pieris napi
Lineage: Eukaryota; Metazoa; Arthropoda; Insecta; Lepidoptera; Pieridae
Gene: upSET
Exons: 12
Coding region: 407-7168 (2253 amino acids)
Molecular function (GO): protein binding
Source: RefSeq, a predicted model, not a curated record
CGUUGUUUUGUAUCACGAAAAUGCAAUGGCCGCCAUCUUCGACUCUUGUGAAUGUUUUGGUCGUAGUUCCGUACUUUAAGAGCUUUUUAAUUUGUGCUAUGAAAAUAUUUGAUGGAAAUUGAUUAAAGUCAUCGUGGGAAUUCGGUUUAAGAUUUAGUAAAGGAAGUGAAAUAAUGUGAGUUUUCAAUAAAAAUUUGGAACAAUGACCUCAACUGUCGUGUACUUAGACGAGGGUUAAAAAUAUUUUCCCGAAUGUAAUAUGCCCCAUUCAACGUCCAAUUCUGAAGAUAUCGAUGGCCCAGGGAUAAAAUAUCAAUUUUCGAUUACAGUCACGUAAUAAAACCUUGGAGGCCAGGGAGCUCUCCAGUGCAUCAUCUAGGGUUUGACCCAAGAUGAUAUACUCAGUAUGUCAGCUACAUCGGAAUAUGAACCUGUGGCCCGGCAAAAUUACGGGCCAACCACCUCCAGUGAUAGUAUUUUUGAACACAUCUUGGAAUCCAAAGUAAUUACUAAUAUGGAUGUACCAAGUAUUCGCACUCCUGUUUUAAGGGCGAUCCCCUUGUCCAGUAAUGAUGGUGAUCCAGAACCAGACUCCACUAACCAUGAAAGUAUUAUAAAAUCUGCACAUAAAGAAGAAAACAAAGACGUCAAUUAUGACACUAAUGAAAAGAGAUGUGAAGAGGAAAUGUCAGUAGAUUCCCUUCCUAGAAUAGUGAGAAUUGAAGAAGCUAAUCUUGAAAAUGUGGGACACAUUGCAUAUCCCAUAUUACAAGAUGAUGAUACAACUAAUGUUAAUUUUGUAGAAAACACAGCAACUAUAAUUCAAGCACCUCUCAAUAGUGCUAUUGUUCAAAAUGUUACCAAAUUGCCUCAAAACUUUACAAUAAAUAUGGAUGGUGCCGUCGGUAACAUAGCAUCUAUACAAAAUGUAUCCCAAGACGUAACAGGAAGCCAAACUUUAUGGCUACCUACAAUUUUAGCUACUAGUGCACCAACUAAUAUUAAAAAUGAGGAAGAUAGACCAGCAAGUGUCUCACAAAUCAUAAUCACUAGUGAAAGUUAUAUGACUGACCCUAGCCCCAGAAGAGCCAAUAUAAUAGAAGCCAAUUAUUCCAAUCGCCCCAAGAACUCUAAAGUUCAGAUCUUAAGUAACAUAUCUUUACCUAAAAAUUCAAACUAUACCCAACAAUAUAUUACCCAAACGAAGGAUAUAACAACACAAGUAUAUGGAACACAAAAUCAUGUUUAUAAACUGAGUGCUAAUGUUGUAUCACAAAAGCAAAUUAACAAUUCAGUACUUUGUACUAAACCACCAAAAAGUCAAUCACUUAUCGGUGGAGCAACACUAUCACCUGCAAUAAUAAAUAAUAGCCCGGUAAAGAAUGUUUCUUACGGGCAUACGUUUACUAAGAGCACAAACAUAAGUAAGGUAAACAAUGGUGCUAAUCUGAAUGCAAUGGUUGCCGCAUCAACUAGUAGCAUGCAGUGUCACAUUUUAUCUCGGGUGGUCUCUGGACCUAACAAAGUGUCAGUGCACGGGAAAAAAUCAGUAAACGCUGUAAAGGGAAAAAAUUCCCAAGUGCAAAAGAAUCAAUCGAGACCUAUUAAAAUAAUACAGCAGGCUGGUACUGCUCAAAAAUCAGAAAGCAAGACAUGGCCCGUUGCCAAUGUCACUUACAAGACUGCCUCUUCUUUUGUGGAAUCGAAUACUUCAAAAGUGAUACAAAAGGUUGGUAGUCCUAACAAAAACCAAACUCUAAAAAUGCAGAAAACUGAGAGAUUGGUGCUGCAAUCUCCUUGUGGGCCAGUAUUGCUUACGACAGCUCCUGUGACGACAAACCUGCCGAAAGGCCCUCAUUAUGUUCAGUCUGGGGCAACACCCAACCUUAGAUAUGUUCAGACAUAUGGUGCUGAGAAUCAACUUUCCACCAUUUCCCAGGUGUCGGCUAACCAACAGUUGACAGCACAAAUACUACAAUCACUGUCUCAACCAAAAGUUAUGGGACAGAGUCCCGCACAUAUUUCCUUAAAACGGAAUAAUAUUCUUUUGUCACCACAGGCUAUUGAGGAACCUCUCGAGAUAAAACCGGCAAAACAAAAAAGGAUUAUGUAUGGAGACAAGUCAACUUUACUCACGGCAGAUGAUAUCAUUGGCACUGAAGAGAGACCUAACUUGUCUGAAGAGUUACGUCGAUAUUCACAUCAGGGAUUAGUCUUUGUCAUGUUGGAUCACACGUAUGCAUUGCCAGUACAAAAGCAACCAGUGGUUUCAUCACCGACGAGUGUGGCUAUUACUUCUACCACUACCACAGUAGCCGUAACUCUUACUACUCCACCACCUAUUGUGUCACCAAUGAUAUCGUCAACACCGGCGCCAAUGAGUCCUAUGAAAACUUCACCAGCUCUCACUAGCACAUUUGACUUAGCUUUGACUCCAGUACCGACAACUCCAAUCUCAGUACCGAUUCCAGUUACAUCUUUGCCUUUAAGCUCCAUAACCUAUAAACCACAAACACAAUCGAAUCAAGACGACGAUGCAGCAUCUAUUAUUUCCUCUAUUGAGGGUGAGAGGAGGCCACCCGAGCAAGGGGGAAGCGAUACAGAGACCGCCCCUGAAGGUGAGGAAGAAGGGAAAACUAGGUGUAUCUGUGAUUUUACCCAUGACGAUGGAUACAUGAUAUGUUGCGACCGAUGUGGAGAAUGGCAACACGUUGACUGUAUGGGUAUUGACAGAAACAACAUACCUGAUGCCUAUAUGUGUGAGCUCUGCCAGCCCCGCGCUGUAGAUCGUCGUCAUGCUCGUGCCAUACAGCUAAGAAAACGGGAAGAAUUGAGCGCUCUCGGAGCAUCGGAUUCAGAUUCUUCAGAAUGUCAUCGACUUCCCGGACAAAGACGAAAGAGGUUAUUAACUGUAACUACGUAUACCAACACCAGUGGCAGUUGUGUCACUACUUAUAAUUCAAAUGCCCCAGUAUUACCGCCCUUACCGCAGCCGUCUCUACCCCCGUUGCCCCCGAAAAGAGGGCCAAAACGACCUAAAAAGGCGGAAAUGGUGAAGAAAGUUACAAAAAGAAAACUUACGGAAAAGCGCGUAAAGCGUAAAAAGGAAAUGAUGAUGAACAGAAACAAAUACAACUCAAAUGUAUCAAAUAACCAAAUGCAUUGGCGAGAUCUUUAUGAAAUCGCUGUAACUAAUCAUUACAGUCCUGAAUUGCGAGCAAAGAUAAUGAAAUACAGUAGCAAGCUCGGAAACACAUCCAAUAUGGCUUCGGCAAUCACUGCACAUUUAUGUACCACAGUACCACAUGCAGGCGGUAAAAUAUUAAUAGCUACUAAAGACCUCAAAGAAAAUACUCCAAUAAUUGAAUUGAGAGGUAAAUAUAUGCUUUCUAAUCAGCACAGACCUCAGUUGCAAAACUCUGUACGGGCUGGGAGUCAGAAACCUGGCCCGUUUGUAUUCUUUUACAGAUUGCCAAAAGACAACACUCAGAUAUGUAUAGACACGAGAACGUAUGGCAACGAAGCGAGAUUUGUGCGCCGGUCGUGUAAGCCAAAUGCAGAAUUACAGCAUUGUAUUGUUAAAGGUGCUUUGCAUGUAUAUUUGGCGACAAUUGGCGUGAUUCAGUCAAAUACUGAGAUUACCGUGGGCCAUGACGCUGAUAAUAGUAAACAGCCGUGUGCAUGUGGUAACCCUAAGCAUUGUAAAAUAAAUGGUUUCAGCCCUGUUUCCUUACCUCCUCGUAAGAGCAUGGACCUUCCCUUGCGAGAAAAACGAAGUCGAAACAGGUGCUAUAGUUCGUCAUCACCGCUAUCUCCUCCUUUGGGAUCAAUUUUGACUACACCGACAAAAGAAAAUCCACCACCGUUUAAGUGUGAGCCACCAUUAAUAAAACAAGAAAAACGCUCACCAAUAAAGCAUGAGUUACCGCCAAUGUCACCAAUAAAAGAACCAAUGCUAUCGCCAGAAUAUUAUGAACCUAUUAAGCCUGAAUCUGAUGUGAAAGAAGAGUUCUAUCAAGAAAUAGACUUGACUGCUAAAGAAGAAAUGAAAUCAGACUUUGACGAGCCAGAUUUUAUUAAAAUUGAACCUAAACUUGAAGAAACGCCAAAAGAUAUUAUUCAGUCACACACACAGUUUAAGCCAGAUGAUACAAUGGAAUUUGAGAAAGUUGAAACAAAAUUGGAAAUAUUUGAAACAAAAGAAGAACCAAUUUUGCCUACAUUUUAUGCCAAAAUGGAAAAGCUCAAUGAGAGUUUAGAAAUGAAAGUUGAACAAAUGAAGAAAGAAGAACCAGUAAAAGAACUACCAGAAAAAUUGGAGGAACCAGAGUUAGAGGAACCUAAAGAAGAAAAACCUAAGAUUGAAGAUGUCACAGAAGAAGAAAAUCUUCUAACUAAAGAAGUAACGGCAAAAUCGGCAUGUCAUGACCGCUCUGCAAGAACUAGCAGAACUACUUGUGUUAAUCAAGACUCACUUGAUGACAAAACUGAUGAUUCUCAAGAUAAAAUGCCAACUACCAGCAAGGGAAAGGAAAAGAGGAAAAUGACGCGUGAAGAACGUAAAAUGGAGGCUAUAAUGAAGGCAUUUGAGAGAAUGGAAAGGGCCGAACAAAGAAAACAAGAAGUGAAAGAGAGGCAAAAACGAAGGGAGUCUGACCCGCAUCCACACAACUUCACUGAAAAGGAAGAUGAAGAAGAUGUACAUAAUAGCUUUAAAAAGAGAAAACGACGCAGAGGUCGUGCUCGCACAUCUUCACAAUCAAACAGAAGGCGAUUAAAUUCAGCAGACAGUGAUCUUGUGACCUCAGGUGAUGAAGCCCAACCAUUCUCGCCGCCUCACGAACCUUGUAGAAAUGAUCCAGUCACGCCCAUAAAUGAGAUCAAACCACAGGAAUCUAUGCCAGACAAUAUUGGAUUGAGUUCAGCGUGCUUACUAGUAGAAGCCGCCGUUGGCUCGGUUGAAUCCGCUUUCAAACAGCCAAAAACUAAGAAAACAAUGGCUAAUGAAUGGAUUGGUCGUUCGCCAGAGAGGACACCAUCGCCUUACAACUCGCCAUAUCGACCGUCUCUAGUUUCGACUACCUCUUUGGAAAGUUUGGUCAGAGUUGCCUCAACGAUGAUCGGCGAUCUUAGCGGUGGGCAAGAUUAUCAUGAAGAAGAGCAGCUCCAGUCGCCACCACUGACUCCAGGGAAAGAUAGAAGUAGACCACCAAAGAAAGCUAAGAGAGUAACACGAAGUACACCGGCGAUUGAAACACCUGAAUUCCCACAAAACCACAGCGCAAAGAAACGAUGGUUGCGACAGGCUAUCAGCGAAGAGAGCGAUUCGCCAUGUCUCGACACAUUUGUUCCAGAAUCUCCACCCAAUGAAAUGGUGACACCGUUGAAGAAACGAAGAAUGGCCAGAGAAUCUUUAUCGUGUGAUCAAAAUCCACAUGAUACUUGUAACGAUGAAGUUUCACCAGUAAUGACAUCUGAAGAUUCACCGGUCAAGGAAGAUUCUCUCGCUUUAGCUCGUCAAUACAAGCGUAACAUAAUGGAUAUGUAUGCACGAGACAGAACGCGUUCUGACAGUGGCCAAGGUUCCGACGACCAAUGCAAUAUCGAUCACGAUGUUCUUAAUGUUAAAUUGGGAGCGCACAACACUGAACAUAUCCGCCGAAUUAUUGGCGUUCCUGAUGAUAUACCGGAAGUACCUAAAGAAGAAGACAUAGCUGUCAACAAUAACAAUAAUUUAGAAGUAGAAGAAACAAACAAUAAAGUUGUUCCAAUGGAGAUAGACACAACUGUGAUAACGCAAUCCAAAAUAGAAUCUAAUGAAGUUCACACUGAUAUAAAAUAUAGUGCCAGUCCUAUUGAGAAGGUACAAAGCUCACAAUCGGCAGACACGAGUGGUAAUUCAUCACCGCAACGAGAUGAAAUGGAUGAUAUUCAGAAAAAAAUACAUUCAUUUCACACAGAGAACAUACUUUUUCUAAAAAGCAGAAAUAAGAAACCACCAAAAGAGAAACGGAAGAAGGUGAAUUUGAACUUUGAUCUUAACAUGGUUGAUGAUCAAAUCAGUAUUCAAUUGAGAACGGAUGAUACUAGUAAUUCAGAAUUCAACGGUGACAUUCAUGAUGAUACAAAUUCACAUGAGGAAAUGAAGAUAUCACCUGAAAAUAUACCUCUACCGCCUGUUGAAUCAAUACCGUUGCCGGCACCAGAGACUAUACCGCUACCGGAAGAAAUAAAUCCAAUGGCCAUAGUGCCUUCUCCGGAAACAAUACCACUUCCGGAAGAGCCAAUGAAACCUCUUAACCAAAUCGAAGCAUGCCCCGACUCGCCCAAGCUAGAAGCAGUCGAAAGGCCGUCCGUGCUAGAUUCGGCGCCGUUUUCCCCAAGAUUUGGCUCCACCGGCCUCUUCUCGGGCCUCUUCAGUAACAUGCCAAAUUCAUUCAAGGACUCGUCCAUAAACGAGAAUAUACCAAAUAUGUCGUUAAUAAAAAGUGCAAUAGAUAGGACUACAAGUUUAGACGCUAGUAUAUUCGAUAAAGACAGUAUAACUCCAGUGGACGAACUGAAAAGUGUUCAGGAGAUACUGACGCGAGUGAAUAAUAUGGACUCAAAUAACAGUGUGUUGUUGUCGGGUGUGUUGAAGAGUUCGAAUAAGGGCGGGCUGUUGGACGCGCCAGUGCCUUCCUCGUCUCCCGCCCGCCCUGCCAAGCCCUACUGCCCUCGCACCAAUGACCCAAGGCUGAAUCCUCCGCUAGCUGAUAAACCCAAACCAGUUAGAAGAAAGCUCUCUAUAACCGAAUAUCGAAAGAGACAUAAGGGAGCAACGGCUUCCGACGAUGCGUCAGCCGAGGGUGGGGAACUGGGUCUGGGGCCAGAAUGGUCUUCCGGGUCCACCAAUUCAUCGGGGUCAGCGUCUCUCUCACCGCAAAGGCUCGAAGCAGCAGCGGCGGCAGCAGUUGAUGAGCUGGAGCAGCGUUUGCAUAAAGACCUCGGUUCGCAUAUGCCUAAAGGUGUGUUCGACGCUCAGCCAACAGCCUCAGAGCGACAGCGGGAAAAUCUAAGCUCUCGGCUUCGAAAAGAAUUUGGCCUCGCAUUACCUGAUGAUGAGGAAGCGAGACCUGCCACCGAACCCUCGGAUGUCGCUGAGGUUGCGAAACGCUGCGAGAGGUAGAGGCGUGCGCACACAAGAUAAGAUAAUAUUUUUGUAAAUCUCACCUGUCGCUUGUAAUGUAAAUUUUUUAACGAUUCGUGUGUAAGUUGUAUAUUUUCAGUUUUAUCGAUUUCUUCGACUUCACGGUUUUCAAGUACAAAUUUUUAUUUCCCCUCUGUAUAUAAUGUAUAUAGUGUGUAAUGUAAGACGUAGUAUACGGUAGGGUUAUUACGGAAUUAAACCCGUAGUCGCACGACUUGCGACUAGUCGCAGUUAUCGACAAUGAUCGUACAAUGGUCGCUUGUGAUAAUUAAAUAGACUUAUAACUUAUUAGCAAAAUUGACAUUUCUUAGGCCCGUAUUCCUGAACGAUGUUUAAACUUUAAGAGCCGUCAAAUUUUUUAUUCGGAGUUUGACAUCAAGAUGAGAUUGUGUCUUGAGUUAUAACUACGGGCCUAACACGAUAUUAUACAUUUAAAUGUUAGAUUAAAAAGCAGUCUAUGUCUUCCCAAUUUCAGAUACUUUUGUAUCAUCGACGAAGGUGCUUUUUUUGUUUCUUAGUACCAAUAUAUUGCGACUGGUCGCAACCCGUGCGACUACCGAUUAUAUCGCAAUACCCACAGUAUAGUGGCAUAAAGAUUUUUAUAUAUGUACAAUGUAUAUGUAUCUUAUUGAUAUGUUAAUUUAUUUGGUAGCGUCCUAGGGUACGUUGACUAGAUUUUUAUACGCAUAAUGUAAGUAAAUUAUAGUUGUUUUUAUUGUUUUAUUUUUUAGUAUACAGUUUGGGCGUGUCUAGACGUAGUAGUGGAAGUUAGUCGAUAUGAAAUCACUUCGCCAUUGAUGUUUACGUCGGUAAUUUCUUUUGGCGCGUAAUUUUUGACAAUUUACAAUUGACGUUUGAGUGUUGCCAGUAUAAGUCUUUACCCAUCACACUAAUUUUAAAACCACUUUGGGAGAUAAAAUUAUAGUUUUAUUUUUUGUCUAUUGAAAUACAGUUUUAAUUAUUUUUUAAGAUUGUAUUGCAUACUUAACAACCAAUAUACAACGAAUGUAUGUUGUUACCAUUAAAUUAUACAGUAUGUAACAAAAACUCUUUUAAACCUAGAAUACAGAAAAAGCUCUAGACAAGUAUUAUAUUUAUUUUCCGGGAAACUAUUCCCGUUACUUAACGAGACUCUUGUGCAUGAAAUUGCAAAUGACACUGCCCAAUAAUAUCGUUAAUAAAAAAUUGCGCGUAAAAUAGCCUUUUUCAUAUUUAUUAAAAUCGAAAUUCAAAUUUGGGGUCAAUCACCUCAUAAUGGUCGUCUGACUUAACAUCUGUUUAUGAAUUUCUAUACUAAUAUUACGAAGAGGAUUUUAUUUUUAUAACGAAUAUAGUCGAGAACUACUGGAUGGAUUUCGAAAUGAGCUAAUUCUAAAAUAUUUAAAAAAAUUGUCUAUGUGAAAAACAUUAAGUUAAAAAUGUAGUAAAAGCAAUAAUAAUAUAACUAUUUUGUUAGAUCGUAUAAGUUAUAGAUUACAGAGUUUUUGUUACACACACAUGUUUGUAUUACACCGUGUAGAUUAAACUAAAGCUAAGUACAUUGAAGGAUUCCCGUUUCCCACUCUAGACAGUUUCAAUAAUUAUAAUUUGCAAAAAGAUUAAUAGCCCCAGUGAUUGCCUAACAUAGUUUUUAGAGUGUCACAAUCUUCGUCUAGUCUCAGAUAUAUAAAGCAUACAGCUGAUUUCCCCACAAUUUUUUUUGCACAAGUAAAAUUUUCAAAGCCCCUACAAAAUGUUCUAUAAAAAGUUCACUUCUAAUGAAAGAAUAGCUUCGCAUGCGCAUUUCGCCUCUAUUUACUUAACGUGAAUGGUCAAUUAUUUUGUCAUUGCGUAUAUUAUAAGAACGUAGUAAAACUACAAUCGCCCAGUGUCAUUAUUUGGAUUGCUCAAGUCAGCUGAUUUGUGUUGAUCUCGGGGUGGUCGGGUCGAAAUUAUAUUCUGUUUUCAAAAUUCUCUUUUGUUUGGAGAACCGCCUAUACUUUGAAGGCAGAGCGUUUUGUGAUUUGAACUCGUUUAAUGAUUUAGAACGCGUGCGUCGUGCAUGUGUAUAAGGGAGCGUUCAAGUAUUACGCAACGAAUUUGUGAGGUCUUGUACGUUAUUACGCGUUAUAGGGACGUUUGAACUCCGCGUUAUAAAAAAAAAUAUUUUUUUAUAACAUGUAUUAACGGGAUUAAGCGAAAAUAAAGUUAUUUUAGCGACUGUCUAGUACUUUACGCCACAUAAUUGUGAAUUUUUGCUAAAAAUGUUCCCUUGGUGUUCAUAUCGUUUUGGAGGGGGCCCGAAAAUUUCCCAAAAAUUGCGUUACGUAAUACUUGAACACUCCUUAACCGGUUCUGCACAAACUUGUACAUACACUUGCAAUUGUCUCGCUCCCAGACGAUUUAGCGUCCGGAGACACUUGUUAUCUACUUAAUAAAUUCGUUUCAAUAAGCAUAAUCGAUCUUAGGUUUUAGUCAUGUGUUGCAAUAAUCGCCUAAAGGCUUAGUAAAAAUCUAGACACGAAAAUGAUUAAGCUAUUUAACUGUAAUUCAUGAUAUAUUUUUUGUACAGAAAUCUAUUCUAGCGUGAGAAGUGACAACUCGUCGAUGAAAGAAAUUGUAAAUAUUUAAAUCUGGUUGUUAAUAGAAUGUAACAUUGUCGCUUAUUCACUUAAAGUUAAAGUGCAUUUUCGUCUAUGCCAUAUUUAUUUUUAAUUUAUUUUAAUUAUUAAAGCGUCUCAGGCCCUUACGUGUACAGGAGUUUUGGUUUAAUCUAUGUUUUAAUUACCAGAUCUUGAAUUAUACCUAAAAGGUUAUCUAUCUAUCUAUAUAUACCUUGAUUCUCUAUUUAUUUCUAUGCACUUUAACAUCUCGUAGGCGUAUUUAGAUGAAAUCUUUGUGAUAAAAGUUUUUAAUAUCAUUCAGUAGAGAAAUGUGUAACUGUAAAUAUAAUAAUUAAUGUUUAAGCGAAAAGCUAAAUAUAUUUUGUUAACAAUUAUAAAUCACUUCCUAAUGUUUGCCUGUCAGAUUGAUUAAUUUUACUCCCACGUGCGAGUCUUUGUGUAUUAAUUUUAAGGCAUUAAAACGGAAUAUUUUGCAAAAAAGUGUUCUGUCGAAGUACUGAGAAAGGUCAAUGUUGCAUCUUGACAAUUUUCCUUGAACUUCGACGGGACACGGGUAUUUUUUUACUUUAAGUGGAUCAUUAAAAAGAGCUGUAUAUUAUCCAGAUGUUAAAUAUUGAUUAUUUCUUGCUUAAUGUUUGAACUAAGCAUGUAAAAUUAAAAAUAAUAUAGAAUAAAAGAUGUUACGAUAAUUACAUAAAUCUUCGUUUGAA